Messenger RNA from Quercus robur (English oak), 1789 nucleotides. Its product is annotated as U11/U12 small nuclear ribonucleoprotein 59 kDa protein. Bases 416 to 1639 code for a protein of 407 amino acids. Lineage: Eukaryota; Viridiplantae; Streptophyta; Magnoliopsida; Fagales; Fagaceae. The record is from RefSeq and is a predicted model, not a curated record. The transcript is spliced from 11 exons.
GCUAUUUGAUGAACAAUCCAUUCGUGCAGCAGCCAAACUGAGCAUUAAGAGUAUUGGGUUUUGAUUCUUACAGUGUAUAAUUGCCAGUGGGUUGUGUUGUUCUGACUAUUUAUUUGGGUUAUUUAUUUUUUAUUUUUUAACUUUUGCCAUACUGGAAACUUGAAUUGUUUGUUUUAUAGUACUGCUUUGUUCUUUCGUUUACUCAAAUCUUUCUCUGCAGCCAAACUGAGCAUUAAGGGUAUUUGGUUGUGCAUAUGGGUUUUGAUUCUUAUAGUGUAUAAUUGCUAAUGGGUUUUCUCUUAUCGGCCGUGGGUUUGAGUCUAGAAAUUAGCCUGUCCAAAAAUAUUGAAGGUAAGACUGCCAACCAAUAACCUCUCCCCAGACGCUGCAAAAGUUGGAGUUUUGUGCAUUAGUUAUGAAUCCGGUACCAUUUCAGACUGUGCCACCACAGUGGUUUCCGAUGUUACCACCUAACCCGCCAACGUCAAGUGCUUUUUGGGAGUCUAAGAAUGUACAUGAACGGCUAAGAGAGCUACAAGAUACUCUUGAUCUUGCAAAAGCAAUGAAAAAAGAGCUAGAGAUCUUGAUGAUGAUUAAAGAUGGUAAAGAAUGUGUGCAAGAUGAGGAUUCUGGAACCAAUGCCAUUUUUAUUGAUAGGUUCAAAAAAAUUUUGAAAGAUAAGAGGAUUAGUUUGGAAUCCCAAGAGUCUCUCUCAGUGGAAGCUGUGAAUGCUUUGAUGUCAAAAUUAAGAGCCCAGCUUGAACCAUUCAGAGUGAUCGUGGAUGAAGCAACUCCUUGGGAGGAAAAGUCUGCAGUAGUUAGAUUGUCUAAUAAAAUACAGAAGAAUAAAAGAAAUAAACUUUGGAGAAAAAGAAAGAGGAAAAGAAUUGCAGAAAUGCUCACAAAGGAGCGUGAACAAUUUGAACAAGCUGAUAAAGAAGCUGAUGAAUGGAGGGCAAGGGAGAUUGCCAAGGAUAUUGCAAAGCGGAAGGUAGAGAAGAUGAAGGAAGUUGCGAAGCUUAAAGCAAAAGAGGAGAGAAAGAAGCUAGAAUCUGAGCUUGAGCAGGUAUUAAUUGUGGAGAAGUUGCAAGAGUUACGUUCCAUCAGGAUCCAAAAAUUGAAGAAACAAGGUCAUUUUCUCCCUGAAGAGGAUGACAAGUUUAUGGACAGAGUUCGGGCUGCCGUUGAAGAAGAAGAGCGCCAAGCAAUUGCUGCAGCUGACACAGAUGCUGCUAGGGAUGCCAUUGCAAGUGCGGAGGAGUCUAGGAAAACCCUCCUGAGUCAGGGACUUGACUCAAGAGAUCUAAGCAGCGAUAAAGACAGUAAUAUGGAAAGUGAAGACCAAAUAAUUGAGACUGAAAAUAAUAAAGGCUCUACUUCAGUCACUAUGAAGGAAUCUGAACCACAAGCAUUAGAGGGACAAGGAAUCAGUGGAGCUUAUGACUCUGUGGCAAAUCUACCGUUAGAGUUCUAUCAUUAUUAUCAUGGCAGUAACACUGAUAUGGGCACACUUAUUGAGGUGAGAAGAACAUGGGAUGCAUAUAUAAGACCAGGAGGAAGCCGCAUACCAGGGCAUUGGGUUCAGCCACCACCUCCAGCAGAUGAGACAUGGGCAUCCUACCUGGUGAGGUCUAAAUGACAACUUGACAGCAGAGUAUGUGGCAGUUUUUGCUGAAAAGAUGGUGGUAUGCUGCCAGUUUUAAUAACACUAGUCAUAAAUCCACCUACGUGGGAAAAUGUAAUAUAAUUAUUUUAUAAGAAUAUAAAGUAAAAUUUGUAGGUUAAAUGA